Molecule: messenger RNA, 629 nt
Organism: Adelges cooleyi (spruce gall adelgid)
Lineage: Eukaryota; Metazoa; Arthropoda; Insecta; Hemiptera; Adelgidae
Gene: Rpb11
Product: DNA-directed RNA polymerase II subunit RPB11
Exons: 4
Coding region: 105-458 (117 amino acids)
Biological process (GO): transcription by RNA polymerase II
Cellular component (GO): RNA polymerase II, core complex
Molecular function (GO): DNA binding; protein dimerization activity
Source: RefSeq, a predicted model, not a curated record
UAAACGCGUUUUGAUUUUAAUAAAAGUAUUAAGUACUAAUGCAAAAAUGCAAUAAUACACCUAUCGAACAAUCUAAAUAAAAUAAUUCUACUAAUAAAAACAAUAUGAACGCUCCUCCGACCUUUGAAUCGUUUUUACUGUACGACGGUGAAAAAAAAAUUGUAAAAGAAGUUGACACAAAGGUUACGAAUGCCGCCAUAUUUACUGUCAACAAGGAAGAUCAUACUUUGGCAAACAUGAUUAGGAACCAAUUACUCAAAGACCCAAAUGUAUUGUUUGCUGGUUACAAGCAACCUCAUCCGUUAGAGCAUAAAUUUGAACUACGCAUACAGACCACGUCGGACUACACUCCUCAAGACGCUUUGACCAACGCUAUUACCGAUCUUCUAGCCGAGCUUUCAUUGUUUGAAGAACGAUUCAAAGAGGCACUACGGGAAAAGAAAGAAGGUCUGGAUUAAAACUUGACUUAAAAAAAUAUCAUUCCAAUAUUAAACCUUUUUGUGCAUAACAAUACAAAUAUAUUAAUUUUUUUUUUAGUAAUACCUCUGUAACAGAAUUUUUUGUAUACAUACAAAAAAGUACAAAUAAUAAAUAUAAAACUUGGUUUGCAACAGGACCGAUAGCAUGUA